AAAACCCUCCUCGCCUGCGGCCUCCCCGCCGGGCGCCGGCCAUGGACGCGAUCCGCCAAUGCGUCUUGGGCUGCCUCCCCGUCCCCGCCGUCACCAUGGCCGGCGCGCUGUCGGCCGCGGACGACCACGACGGCGAGGACCACAUCAGCGCACUCCCCGACGAGCUCCUCCGCGAGGUCGUCUCCCGCCUCCCCAUCAAGGACGCCGCGCGCACCGCCGCGCUCUCCCCGCGGUGGCGCCGCGUCUGGCGCUCCACGCCGCUCGUCCUCUACGACGCGCACCUCUUCCCCUCCAGCGGUGAGGACGCGCGCGUCGCGGCCAUUCGCCGCAUCCUCGCGGGCCACCCGUGGCCGCUCCGCACGGUCCACCUCGUCCACUGCUUCCUCGGGGUUCAUGAGCGCGACCUCGACCUCGACGAGUGGUCGCGACUCCUCGCUGCCGGGGACGUCCAGGACCUCGUCUUCAUCAGCCAGCCGCCGAUGCCCCUCCCCGCCGACAUCCUCCGCUGCGCCGAGCUCCGUCGGCUCUACCUCGGGUUCUGGGAGUUCCCGGACACGCGCAGCCUCCCCGACGGGGCUGGCGCCUUCCCUCGCCUCCGGGAGUUGGUCCUCCUCAACACCCGCAUCGAGGACCGCGACCUCGACAACAUGCUCGCUACCAGCCCCGAGCUCGAGACCCUCGGCCUCGUCGUCAGCUACGGCCUGCCAGAGGUUGUUCGCAUUCGUGGCAAAAAGCUCCAGUGCGUCCUCUUUUGGGUGUCCAUGGCGGUGGAACUCGCAUUGGUGGAUGCGCCUUGCCUGGAGCGGCUCAUCAUGUGGCAUACGUGCUCUCCUGUAUUUGAUGAGUCUGAUGACGAGCCACGCAUGAGGGUCAGGAUUACUUGUGCACCUGAGCUGAAGGUGCUUGGAUACUUGGAGCUGGGAGCUCACGAGCUUCAGAUUGAGCAUACCGUCAUCAAGGCUGACACAAAGUUGAGCCCAAGCUCCAUGGUCCCAAGUGUCAAGAUUUUGGCGUUGGUGGUGAAUUUUAGUGUCUCCACAGAAGUUCGGAUGCUUGCCAGCGUCCUCAGAUGUUUUCCCAACAUUGAGACCCUGCAUGUGGAGUCUACUAUAGCUGACAAACCAACUGGCGAGCACUAUGCGGAGUUCUUUGAGGAGCUCAGUCCAAUUGAAUGCGUGUGGAACCACAUCAAGAAGAUGGUUCUCCAUAAUUUUCGAGGGGACAUAAGUGAGAUAGCAUUCCUUAAGUUCAUAACGCAGAGAGCGAAUGAGCUCCAGAAGUUGAUACUUGUGUUGCCUGGUGAAGCACUCCUUGAAGCGGGUCAGGAUCUAGUGGGAGCUCUAGCUAUUCUGCUAUUGGCUAGUAAAGCAUGCACGGUUUUGCUUGCGGGGCCUAUAGUGGAGCGUGGUUGGAACUUCCACAGGGCAUCCGAUCUUUCUAUUGGCGACCCUUUUCUUUUGGAACAUGAGCAGGAGCUAUUCUGUCUCAUCAAAAAAGGAGAAUUAAUAGUCUGAAAGCACCAUUAGCCUUUGUAGGAAAUCACUAGUCUUUAUGGCUCUUUUAAGUUCACCUUUUAUGGACUAGAAGUUGGUUAUAUGUUUCAGGAUUUAAGUUUGCCUUUUAUGGAAGUAAUACUGUUCUAAAGCUAAAGAAGAUAUGAACUGGUAUGCAUAGUGUAAACGUCAAUGCUAUGAGUGCAACGGUUCAAUCAGGGGAUUACCAAUCUAUCUCUACUUACCAUUC
Molecule: messenger RNA, 1743 nt
Organism: Panicum virgatum (switchgrass)
Lineage: Eukaryota; Viridiplantae; Streptophyta; Magnoliopsida; Poales; Poaceae
Product: F-box/FBD/LRR-repeat protein At1g13570-like
Exons: 3
Coding region: 42-1514 (490 amino acids)
Molecular function (GO): protein binding
Source: RefSeq, a predicted model, not a curated record